This is a messenger RNA of Cyprinodon tularosa, 1368 nucleotides long. RefSeq lists its product as uncharacterized. The record is from RefSeq and is a predicted model, not a curated record. The transcript has 6 exons. Lineage: Eukaryota; Metazoa; Chordata; Actinopteri; Cyprinodontiformes; Cyprinodontidae. Bases 255 to 884 code for a protein of 209 amino acids. Gene Ontology annotation, biological process: canonical NF-kappaB signal transduction.
UGACGCGGUGUGGUGACGUCACGGAUAAAAAAAAAAAUAGGAAAAAAACAAAAAGGAAAAAACCUGCUCCUUUAGCCCGACGUCCUGUGCUGGAAAAAAACAACAACUAGAAACCAAGACUCAAUCUGAGCAAAUGACAGAUCGGCCUACAGCCUGUCCUCUCACCUGAAGAAAGUCUGAAUGACUUUAAGGCUUUAUUGCAUCUAUACUGAGGACAGCCAGCGACUCGGAGCUCAGAACCCUGCGCGGGUGAGAUGGAGGAAGCGUACAGUGAACUUUAUCAGCAGUUUCUUCGUCUCAGGUCACUGUGCCUUAAACAGGCGGCUCUGCUUCAUCAGCUAACUACAGCUCUUCACAACCAGCAAGGUAUCUCUGUUACUGAAGCAGAAGUGAGCGACCUGAUUUCCUUCCCUCUCCAGUGCUCCCCUGAGAUCCCUGCAUUUCUGCACGGAAAGCCUCAACCACAAGCCGCUCCCACACAGCCAUGUGGAGCCGAGCGCUUCUCCAGAGACGCUGGCUGUUCCUCUGGUGUCCUCGCUGAGGGUAUGUCCAAGCUCAGCGUGGACACGACUCGUCAGAGAAAGCAAGACGCAAAGAUGGAGAUGUUUAACCCGUUCACGUUCAAUCUGGAGUCUUCGAAAUACCUCGGAGCUUCUUCCAGCGAAUCAAAGCCUUCAGAACAAAACAGUCGUGGUGAAAAUGGAGCUCAGUUCAGAGCGAUGAUGCCGGUGAAGGAUGGAGGGCUACUGACCCUGUCCGGAGCAGGUGUGAUGUCUGAUGUGGCGCUGCACUCGCACGUCUGCGAGUUCUGUCAAGCCGUUUUUCCCGGCGACUCUACAACAAAAGGGGAAUUUUUACGACACCUUUGCACCCACGUUACUUAGACCAAACGCACGCAGUGCUAUGCAGUUUUUACCUCCAGCUUUUACUUUCAUGUCACACAUGUUUUAGAUCAUUAAACAAAAUCUGACCUCAGAGAAUGAAUCCCUGUGCAUAAUCGGAAAAGUUGCUUUUAUUUGAUGAUUUCAUUUGAUGAUAUGAAAUAUUUCAAUGUGACAAAAACCAAAAAAAUUUGUAUUUGUUAUAUUUCUUUUUUGACAUUUGUCUUGCACUGUGAUCGUUCACCUCAGGUCACAAAAACUCAGGGAAUCGUUCAUUUGUUGCCCUGUUUUGCUACUAAAUAAUCAACUGAUAUUUUUAAAUGGAUGAAAUAAGAGUAGUUUACUUUUUUGCAUCUACACAGAAAUGAAAACAAAAAACAUUUGCAAAGCGUUACAUGUAUGUAAGAGUUUUUCAGUGUCUUACCCAAGGUUUGAUUUCCCCUUCAACUUGUGGAUGUAAAUACAUUUGAAUGCAAAAAAAUCAAAA